Messenger RNA from Archocentrus centrarchus (flier cichlid), 4055 nucleotides. It is a transcript of the gene pex1, whose product is annotated as peroxisomal biogenesis factor 1. Lineage: Eukaryota; Metazoa; Chordata; Actinopteri; Cichliformes; Cichlidae. Gene Ontology annotation, biological process: protein import into peroxisome matrix. The record is from RefSeq and is a predicted model, not a curated record. Gene Ontology annotation, molecular function: ATP binding; ATP hydrolysis activity. Gene Ontology annotation, cellular component: peroxisomal membrane; peroxisome; cytosol. The transcript has 24 exons. Bases 87 to 3863 code for a protein of 1258 amino acids.
UCGAUCGACUAUGAGUUUGUCACACACUUGAUGUUAGCGGAAUAGCUUGCUUCACAUACAGAGCGCCAAAAAGCUAUGUCACAGUUAUGUUUAGCAAUCAGGGCAUUCAACCCGUAAAUGUCUCGUUUAACAACGCAAAAAAUUGCUUUUUAUACCUCCCCUCGAAACUGAUAUCGCAUCUUUCUCUGAAAGAGAACCAGCCUCUGGAGUUGUCCUGUGGUCAUGGGUCUUCAGUGUUUCUCAGCUGGACUCAAAACAGAUCCACCUCCAGCCUGGACAGCCACAAAGUGGAGCUGUGUCGGCAACUAGGAGAGAAGCUGGGCCUGACAGAUGGAGAGCAGGGCUUCUUAAGGCCAUGUCAUCAGGUCUCAUCUUUGCAUCGGGUGUUUGUGGAGCCUCUGUCAUCUGAUGACUGGGAGAUCUUGGAGCUCCACAGUUCUGCGCUGGAGCUGCGACUAUUGGAUCAGAUCAGAGUGGUUUUCCAAGAUGCUGUGUUUCCUGUGUGGGUGAACAACCACACAGUAAUCUAUAUUCGAAUAGCUUCACUUUCUCCAAGUGUGCCCUAUGGUCGUCUGGAGCAAUUCACAGAACUUGUUGUAUCCCCGAAAAUCCGUGCUGAAAUUGGCACCCUCAGAGAUUCUCUAGUAAAAUCCAACCCAAACCAAGAAAAUUUUCACAGACAGCCAAACGUGGAUUUUUCCUCCUCCUAUUCAGGACCAUCGUCAGAAACUACCUCCUCUACCCCCUCUACCCCUAGCAGCCACCAGUGGGGUGGCAUAGCUGACCUGAAAAACCUCUUUCGCCAUAUGAUAAAGGGUGCUUAUGACCCAGUUAAAGAGCAACCGCCUUUACCUGAAAUCCCCGCCCUUCUUACCGACUCUCUGUACAGAGUGUGCAGUUCACCUCCCCACUCUCUCAGCACUAUAAGCCAUGUUGCAACUGGCGCUAUUCACAUAUUUCCUUGGAGCCACAGUUUCAAUGCCAGGCUGAGUGAAGGUCAUGCUUCAAUUACAUAUGGCCUUAUCUCCAAAGUUCCAUCCCCCAAAGAAACGAGGGACAAAACCAAGCGGGCAAUGGAGAAAAAGAAGAAAGCAAGAGCUGCUAAAGGUAGUGCUAUGCCUGAAGAAGAAGAGGUGAAAGAAGAGGAGGCCAUGGUGGUCAGGGCAGUAUGUCACUGUACUGAGCUGCUUGCGUGCAAGCAAAGAAGCAAAGGAGAGAUCCACAGUGGAAGAGUAUGGAUUCCACAGCCUCUGGCCAGCAGGCUGGGUAUCCUUGCCCAUUCAACAAUAAGAAUUAAGCCAGUGAAAUCAGCUAUCAAAGUAGCCUCUACUAUUCGCCUACAACCGCUAAAUCCACUGCCUGAGGAGGAUGAUGAGGAGAUCCAGACAGCUUUACUUGGUUGGCUGCACACACAGAGUCACGAACCUUUAGCCUGUCUCACAGCACGGUCUGGCACCAUCCUCCUACAUGGAACUGAUGCAAAGCUCGAGUUUGCUUUAACUGUGCUGAAACCAGAACCACAGACUGAACCUACAGACCAGCUGUUUCUGCUAGCACCCACUGUCAUCCAGAAGAAAGACAUACAGGUAGACAGAGCGCCAGUAACUACCCCAGCUGUGAAACCUGGAGCUGAAACACUUCACCCAGAGCUUCCCUCACUUAGUAUUCUUGGUGGGAUAGAUGACCUUUGUAGGACUGGGUUUGAGUUUAUCUCUCAUAGUCUUCUGGGUAGUCCCCUCUCACAAGAGCUGGGUACUAUUGGACGGGGACUCCAAGGUGGAGCCCUUCUUAUCACUGGUGCUAAGGGGAGUGGGAAAAGCACUCUGUCCCAAGCUCUGUGCAGGAAAGCUAGAGAGGAGCUGGAUGCACACGUUGAGGUGGUAGACUGCAAAAAGCUACAAGGCAAAAGGGUAGAAACUGUGAGGCAGAAUCUGAACGACAUUUUUGAGCAGGCAGAGUGGAUGCAGCCCUCGGUUGUUCUACUUGAUGACCUGGAUCAUUUGACGCGAGCACCAGCCUCACCUGAACAUGAACACGGCGCUGAGGCACUGCUUCAGCAGCACAUUGCUCAGAGUCUGAAGGAUGUGGUGGAUGAGGUGAUGGUUCACUCCAGCCUGGUGUGUCUGAUCAUCACCAGCCAAAGUGAACACACCCUCCAUCCUUCUCUGACUGAGGUACACGGUUCCCACUUCAUCCAGGGAUUUGUAAACAUUCAGCCACCUGACCAGCCCCAGAGAGCUGACAUCCUGCACCAUCUGAUCCUGAGGAAGUCCUGCCUGCCUGUUGAGACCUUACAGGGUCUUGACCUGGGGGCAGUUGCUAAGGAGACAGAGGGAUACACGCCUCAAGAUCUAGUAUUACUGGUAGAGCGGGCUGUUCAUGCUAACAUUAUGCAAAGAGGGCACAGUGAGCAAGGUGUGUGUCUGUCGUGGAGAGACUUUGCUCAGGCUCUCAAGGGAUUCACACCCCCCUCUCUGUGGGGUGUAGACCUCCACAUGCUCAGUGGAGUUGGGCUGGACAGGGUAGGAGGUCUAAAAGAGGUGCGACAGCAGCUUAUGGACACCAUACUGCUCCCUGCUAAGUAUCCAGUCCUGUUCUCCAAUCUUCCCAUCCGCCAUCGCUCAGGAAUACUGCUGUAUGGCGCUCCAGGUACAGGAAAAACACUGCUGGCCAGAGCUGUAGCCAGAGACAGUGGUAUGAACUUCAUCAGCAUCAAGGGACCUGAACUUCUGAGUAAAUACAUCGGAGCCAGUGAGCAGGGAGUCCGUGAUGUCUUCCAGAGGGCACAAGCCGCCAAGCCGUGCAUCCUGUUCUUCGAUGAGUUUGACUCCCUGGCCCCCAGGAGGGGCCACGACAGCACAGGUGUAACCGACCGCGUGGUCAACCAGCUCCUCACCCAGCUGGAUGGAGUGGAAGGACUGCAGGGUGUGUAUGUGCUUGCGGCCACCAGCCGACCAGAUCUGAUUGACCCGGCUCUGCUGAGACCUGGACGGCUGGACAAAUCCCUCUACUGCUCUCCUCCUGACCUGGAGGCUCGUGUGGAGAUCCUGAAAGCUCUGAGUGCAGGCGUCCCCCUGGCUCCUGAUGUUGACCUGGAACAGUUGGCAGCAGCAACAGAGCAGUUUACCGGGGCAGAUCUGAAAGCCUUGCUUUACAAUGCACAGCUGGAGGCUGUCCAUAACAGCACAGGCACCAGCCCACCACGUGAGUUGACCUCUGGCUCGGAAAGCGACAUGAGCCUUUCUUCCAUGAUCUUCCCGACCAACCAUGGCAGUGGCUCAGAUGACUCGGUGGGAGAGGGAGGGUCAGGCAUGGGGCUGGACCAGUCCAUGGUUGUCCUGGAGCCCAGUGAGCUUCAUGCAGAAGACAAACACCACCACAGCAAUGUCUGGAGACUGUACUUUGGAAGUUCCUACGAGUCAGAGUUGGAGAAUUCACAGAGUUCAAAGCCGAACUCCCAGUGCGUCUCUGGACCCAGUUCCAUGAGCAAUGACUUUACAGGAGGAUCAGUUCGUGAACCCGUUAGUUCAGUCAAUCUUGCCUUCAUGCCCUCCAUACAGAGGGGAUACGAAGAGCCUGCCCCAGAGCAGCUGGAGCGUCUACAACAAGACAUUAUUAACAUUAAGAACAACUACAGGAGAGCCAAUGAAGAGCGCGCUUGUGUGCAUCCAGCCACCAAACAGCCAGGCCUGCUGCUGCGUCAGGCUCAUGUAAACGCUGCCUUGGCCGUGACCAAGCCCUCCCUCAGCCAAGCCGACUGGAAGAGAUACACAAAACUGUAUGAAGGCUUCGGUGUUUCGGGAGACAGAAAAUCUGUUCAUUCUGUCAAAUUGAAACCUGGACAACGUGUGACUUUAGCUUGAUCAAAUGGUUUAACCAUUUCAGUUGAAUUUUGACAUUGUAAAUUAAUACAGUGUUUAUAUAAUGUUCUUUACUGACUUGGUUGUGAAUGAGACUUGAAAUGACUUGAAUGUAAUUAAUGCACAUAUGCACAUUAUAAUUAGGUAUAAAUUAUGUACUUGUUUGAAUUAAAAAUUAAAAUUUUCUCUAACUUG